UGCCCUAGAAAUAUCACGUUCAGCAACGUGAUAAUGACAAAAUAAACCACCAGGCAGUAGACGAUCUGCAAAAGACGAGCGUCACGAGGAUUGGAAAAUUGCAACGGUCUUUUAUUCGUAAAAUAUUCCACAGUGAACGUAUAUAGACAUAAGACAGCGAACGAAAUUGGCGGUAAUUGUUUGAUCGAUAGUUCGUUGUACCAGUACGAGGCAAUGAGGACAGACGGAGCUUCGAGUUUAAAGACGAGUGAAGACGUUUUUCGAUGAGAAAAAGGAUUUCUUCCGUUAUCCUUUGAAUAAGAACUGUUGUUAAAGAUGCCUCCGAAAAAGAAGAAAGAGGCUGUGCCGGAGUUGGAACGUAUUGAACCAGAGCCGGAAAUCACAGAGACGACCGAGCCGGAGACUUCGAAACAGGUGUCCUUGCUCACCGGCGAACCUUACGGACCUCGAAUCCGUCUUAUCAGCGAGAAAGCCGAGGAGGAGAGCUCGGACGACGAGCCAGAGUCCGAGAGCGAGGAAGAAGCCAGAUAUCUUCAAGAAGAUCACCCAGAAGUGCCUUCCGAAUUCUGGCACAUACAAAAGCUCAUCAAGUACAUGAAGGCCGGUAACCAAACUGCCACCAUAGUAUCCUUGUGUUUAUUGAAGGAUUAUGAUCUCACCGACAAGAUCAUACAGAAGGCUAUUCAAGAAAUGGGCGGUCUCGAAGUUCUGGUGAAUCUUCUUGAAACGAAGGACAUCAAGUGUCAGAACGGCUCGUUAUCGGUCCUCUUGCAAAUCGCUACUUCUACGGAGAUGAAGCGAUAUUUAAUCGACUUGGACAUCACGACGCCAUUGAUCCAAAUGUUAAAGCAUCCCGCUAGAGAUAUCCAGGUUUUGGCAGCCGAAACAAUGGCCAUUAUAGCUCGAGUCAGGAAGGCCAGGAAACAAAUCAGAAUUCGCGGUGGAAUACCACUCAUACUAGACGUAAUGGACGUGCCCGACGAAGUUCUUCGUCGGUCGUACGACGAAUUAAGCGAGGUCAGUAAAGAGCUCGUGGCCGUCGCCAUAGGCUGCGCCAAGGUCUUAGAUUCUUUGGGCAGCAGUCCAAAGGUCAAGGAGGAACUUCGCACACACGGUGUCGUUCGUUUGAUGUCCCGUUUUCUGAGAUCGAAACACACUCAGCUGAUAGUACCCACGAUGGGCACCGUGCAGCAGUGCGCUGAUCUGAAUGUUUUUAGAGAGGCGUUUGAACAAGUGGGUAUCAUCGACGACUUGGUGCGACACUUGAAGAACGACAACGUAAAGUUAAAGGAGAACUCUGCCUUGGCCAUCUUCAAAUGCGCUUCGAACCAAAAAACUCGAACGAUGGUGCGUCGUGCCGGAGGUCUGGACCCACUUUGCAAACUUGUGCAGAGCGACGAUGUGCACGCCAACAAGCGUCUGCUGGCCGCAGUCACCGGCAGCGUCUGGAAGUGCGCCAUCAGCCCGGAGAACAUAACAAGAUUCAAUCAGAAUGGUUUGGUAGCGUCGUUGGUGCCUCUGCUCGAGGAAAACGAGGAUGAACGGGUGUUGGCCAACGUCGUGGGUGCCCUCGCCGAGUGCUGCAAGGAUCCUGUUAACAGGGACGUCUUGAGAGCUAACGAGGGUUUACCGAAACUGAUUAGACUAUUGAGCGCCACGUACGAGCCAUUACUAGAGAACGUGCCGUUGGUGUUGAAAGAGUGUGCCGUCGAUGAGAGAUGCAUGGACAUUAUCAACGACUCGGAGCAUCGACUGGACGGCGUGCGAUUAGUCUGGUCCCUGCUGAAGCAUCCCAGCGACGUGAUCAAGCGUAAUGCCUGUCUCGCUCUAGUACCCUGCAUCCGGCACUCCAAAGACUCGCCGGAAAUGGUGCGCGCCUUCGUGGGCGGCUUGGAGCUCACGGUCAGUCUCCUAGAGAGCAAGGACACGGAAGUACUCAGCGCGGUCUGCGCUAUGAUCGCGGAGAUCGCCACCGAUCCUGAGAAUCUGGGCAUCCUGACGGAUCACGGCGUCGUGAAGAAGUUGGCCGCUCUCGUGGAAACUGACGACGAGAAUUUGCGCGCUAAUCUGACGUUAGCGAUAGCAUAUUGCUGUGAUUGGGAUCGGAACAGUUACGAAUUCGGCAAAUUAAACGCUGUCGCGCCGCUCGUUAAUUACAUGACCAGCAAGAACAAGGACGUGUUGAAGGGUGUUUGCAUUGCUGUGUACCAUUUAAGCAAGGAGCCCUUAAAUUGCGUGACCAUGCAUACCUGCGGCGUUAUCAAGCAUGUAUUACGCUUGGUGGGCUCGGACGAUCCAGAGGUGCAGAUCGCAGCUGCGUCUACUAUUCGUCACAUAAGGAAGCUGGCGCUGACAGCAGAGAAAUUCCACUUCAACGAAAUGACCUCGUUACAGGAAAUCGAUUUUCCUUUAUGAUUAACAUCAGUAAUCGGCAAAAAAGAGAAAUAGAGGAGAAGAAAAGGAAGUGUGUAAAAUAAAAACAUAUUUAUUGCGGUGCGUGUAUAAUGGCUUAUAAUUUUUGUCAAUAUCUCUAAAUUUACAAUUUUGUUUAAAACCCGUAAAUAUCCUCCUCUCAGCACCAACUGGUAACACUAUCCAUAUGUGAAUUAAGAACUAUAAGUGUGACGGAAAAGACACAGAAAAAUUGUACUUGAAAUUUCGUAAGAUUCACAAAUGGAACAUUGACUUGGUUGGAUACGUGAUUAUUAAAUUGUACAAGAAGGUGGCUUAUAAUUUGAGCAAUAUACAUAUAUGCAUACUU
Molecule: messenger RNA, 2761 nt
Organism: Solenopsis invicta (red fire ant)
Lineage: Eukaryota; Metazoa; Arthropoda; Insecta; Hymenoptera; Formicidae
Gene: gudu
Product: armadillo repeat-containing protein gudu
Exons: 11
Coding region: 316-2415 (699 amino acids)
Molecular function (GO): protein binding
Source: RefSeq, a predicted model, not a curated record